Serpula lacrymans var. lacrymans S7.9 is the source of this 1915-nucleotide messenger RNA. RefSeq lists its product as uncharacterized. The transcript is spliced from 10 exons. Gene Ontology annotation, molecular function: monooxygenase activity; heme binding; iron ion binding. NCBI's taxonomy places the organism in Eukaryota, Fungi, Basidiomycota, Agaricomycetes, Boletales, Serpulaceae. Bases 33 to 1721 code for a protein of 562 amino acids. The record is from RefSeq and is a predicted model, not a curated record.
GCCCACUUUUUUCUUUUCCACCGCUUGCAAAUAUGCAUGCACUAGCAUUUAAUGAUGGUUUAUUAGCCGUCAUAGCUGCCGGUCUGGCGUGUCACCUUGCCUUUAAUCGAUUUGAGCCUGCUCGCCUUCUCGUCCAUUUUGCCCUUUUAUGCGUUAUUCCCAGUUUCAUGUCAUUUUUUGUCCUCUCCGGGUUUACCAGUAUUUUUCGUGCCGUGGUCUCGACUUACUUGCUAUAUUGGUUUACUAUACUCACCUCUAUUGCUUUGUAUCGUUUGUCUCCCUUUCACCCCCUGGCAAAAUACCCUGGUCCGAUUCUCGCUAGAAUCAGUAAAUUCUGGAUGGUCUGGAUGUCUUCAGACGGCAAACAGCAUGUUUACUACUAUAAUCUUCACAAACGCUAUGGUGAUGUGGUGAGAAUAGGGCCUAAUGAGUUGUCAAUGCGCGAUACAGCCGCAAUUCAGCCAUUGAUGGGUCCUGGUGGAUGGUCAAAGGGUCCUCACUGGGAUGGUCGGAUGGCAGAGCAAACCAACACCAGGACUCUAAUUACCAUCAAAGAUCCCGUAGAGCAUGCGCGCCGUCGCCGCCCGUGGAACAGGGCUUUCAGCAUAGCCGCCCUCAAAGGAUACGAGGAAAUAAUUGCCAAAAGGGCACGUGAAUUUGUCACAGGACUAGAGCACAAGGUGGGAGAGAGAGUAGAUCUGGCCGAAUUAAUCAACCAUUUCACAUUUGACUUUAUGAGCGACAUGGCAUUUGGUGGAGGUUCUGAAAUGAUCCGUGAUGGCGACAAGGAAGGAAUAUGGCACUUACUUGAAAGUGGACUACCAAUGGGAUUGAUUUUGACUCAUAUUCCCUGGUUCGGGAAAUACUAUGUCAAGAUUCCUGGUAUUGGGAAAAAUCUUAAAGAUUUUCGGGCAUUCUGCGAGGAACGUGCAGCCAUCCGGAAAUCACGGGUUUCACAAGUUAAAGAUCUUUUCCACUAUCUGAUUGAUGAAGAUGGUAUCGAACGUAUUCCUCCUACUAUGGCUGAAGUUAUUUCCGAUGGUGUCCUCGCUAUUGUGGCUGGUUCCGACACCACUGCGACUACGCUCAGUAACCUCUUCUGUCUAAUGAUGAAGAACCCCACUGUUUAUUAUCGGCUUCAAGCUGAGAUCGACAAAUACUUUCCUGUCGGUGAAAAUGCUUUGGACACAACCGACCACCCAUAUAUGAGUUAUCUCAAUGCUGUAAUUAACGAAACUUUGCGCCUUUUCCCACCAGUUUUAAGUGGCAGCCAGCGUGCUGCAGCUAGAGGAAGUGGCGGCAGAGCUAUCGGGCCUUACUAUUUACCGGAGGGCACAAAUGCGUUCAUGCAUUUUUAUUCUGUCCAGCGAGAUCCGCGCAACUUUUCGCCAAUGCCUGACGCCUUCUGGCCGGAACGCUGGCUCACUCCUGAAGAGCGACUAUCUUACGCAUCCCCUGAUGUGAAGGGUCUAGACAAGGUACCAUUUAUUCACAACACUGCUGGCUUCAUGGCAUUCUCUUUCGGGCCCGCCAACUGUGUUGGAAAGAAGCUGGCAUAUCAGAAAAUGCGGAUGGCAAUCUGUCUCAUGAUGCAGCGGCUGGAGUUCCGUUUUCCCGACGACUAUGUCCCGGAGAAGUUCGAGGAUGAUCUACUAGAUCUGUUCGUUGCGAAGAAGGGAAGUCUGCCUGUCGUCCUAUCUCCACGGGUUUCCAAGGAUUGAGGAGGAGUGAUCAUCAUCUUAGCACUGUAGUUUAUAGCUGUUAAUUCCUGUCUUCUUGUUAUCAAAUACCCUUGUUGUAUUCCGUUUAUGCAGUGUACGUUUAUGUAGUGUAUUGCUUAUCUGCACGCGUGCGCGUUCUCCACGACGUUUCUCAAAGACAGUGCUAUUAGAAAUCAUCCAUCUGAUGACUCCGU